CAGACAGAUGCACAACAGAUUGCAGAGGAUAAGUUUGUGUUUAACUUGCCUGACUAUGAAAGCAUAAACCAUGUUGUGGUCUUCAUGUUGGGAACAGUCCCAUUCCCAGUGGGGAUGGGAGGUUCUGUCUACAUAUCUUAUCCAGAUUCAAGUGGGCUUCCAGUCUGGCAGCUCUUAGGAUUCAUCACCAAUGAGAAGCCAAGUGCAAUCUUCAAAAUCUCAGGAUUAACCAGUGGAGUGGGCAGCCAGCACCCAUUUGGAGCCAUGACCAUUCCUCAGAUGCCAUCUGUUGCUCAGAUUGGGAUAUCUGUUGAACCACAAGAACAAUUGGCACAACAGACUCCUGUAGCUAGCGCUGCACCAUCAACUCUUGAUGCCUUUACUCAGUUCACACAAAAGAUGUUGGAGAGCUUCUAUAACUAUGCCACAUCUUUUACAGUGUCUCAAAUGCAGAUGACUCCAAACCCAUCAGAGCUUUUCAUACCUGCUAGUGUUGUUUUGAAAUGGUAUGAAAUUUUUCAAAGAAGAUUGAGCCAAAAUCCAAAUUUUUGGAAAACAUAAUUCAGGUUUUCAUUCCGUUUAUCCUUGCUUCUUGAAGCCAGUUUUCAGCUACCUGACAAAAUGGAUAGACUGCAGAACAUUCAGUGAAUUCUUCAGAAUCAUUGUUUCAAGAUUACUCUUAACUCUUGUUUACAAAAAAAAAACAAUUUUUACAGCAAAAAUGAAUUGCCUUUAUUUUUUUUUUUUUAUUUGUGUUCAGUAGUGACUUUUCCAUUAAUAAGAUAACGAAACAAAAACAUUAGUUAUCAUUUACAUAGUUUAUCAGUGGUGUAAAUAAAUGCAGUACAGUUGUUUUGUGUACCUUA
Messenger RNA from Protopterus annectens (West African lungfish), 866 nucleotides. It is a transcript of the gene HIKESHI, whose product is annotated as heat shock protein nuclear import factor hikeshi. Gene Ontology annotation, molecular function: Hsp70 protein binding; nuclear import signal receptor activity. The transcript is spliced from 4 exons. The record is from RefSeq and is a predicted model, not a curated record. Bases 85 to 561 code for a protein of 158 amino acids. Gene Ontology annotation, cellular component: nucleus; cytosol. Lineage: Eukaryota; Metazoa; Chordata; Ceratodontiformes; Protopteridae. Gene Ontology annotation, biological process: protein import into nucleus.